This is a messenger RNA of Boleophthalmus pectinirostris (great blue-spotted mudskipper), 3037 nucleotides long. It is a transcript of the gene ubqln4, whose product is annotated as ubiquilin 4. The record is from RefSeq and is a predicted model, not a curated record. The transcript is spliced from 11 exons. Gene Ontology annotation, biological process: ubiquitin-dependent protein catabolic process. Lineage: Eukaryota; Metazoa; Chordata; Actinopteri; Gobiiformes; Gobiidae. Gene Ontology annotation, molecular function: polyubiquitin modification-dependent protein binding. The coding region runs from base 39 to 1820 and encodes 593 amino acids. Gene Ontology annotation, cellular component: cytosol.
GCUGACGCAGACUGAGCUGUUCCAUCGGCGGAGUAAAGAUGGCUGACCAAAGCGCCGCAGAUCCUGGAAAUAACAACAAUAAUAAACCUGAAGCUUCAGAAGGAACUAUUAUUAAGGUCACAGUUAAAACCCCGAAAGAUAAAGAAGAAAUCGCCAUCGCCGAAGAUGCCUCUGUCACACAGUUCAAAGAAGAGAUCUCAAAGCGGUUCAAAGCUAAACAGGACCAGUUGGUGCUGAUUUUUGCCGGGAAGAUCUUGAAGGAUGGUGACACUCUUAGCCAACAUGGUAUCAAGGAUGGCUUGACAGUUCAUCUAGUUAUAAAAACAGCCCACAAGGCUGGAGAAAGUAGUACAUCAGCUUCAAGCUCUUCUACCACCGCAGCAGGCAGCACCUCCACCUCCAGUCCAGGAACAAAUCCCUCUCCCACAACAGGAUCUUCAGGCUCUGCUCCUCCACCAACACAGACUCCCAACAUACUGACUGGCUUUGGAGACCUUUCUAAUUUAGCUGGGCUGGGAAUGGGUUCAGCUAAUUUCAUGGAGCUGCAGCAGCAAAUGCAGAGGCAGCUGAUGUCCAACCCAGAAAUGCUGUCCCAGAUCAUGGAAAACCCCCUGGUCCAAAACAUGAUGUCCAACCCAGACCUAAUGAGACAGAUGAUUAUGGCUAAUCCACAGAUGCAACAGCUCAUGGAGCGAAACCCAGAGAUUUCACACAUGCUCAACAAUCCUGAGCUCAUGAGACAGACUAUGGAGUUGGCCAGAAAUCCAGCUAUGAUGCAGGAAAUGAUGCGAAACCAGGAUCGAGCUCUUAGUAAUUUAGAGAGCAUCCCCGGUGGCUACAACGCACUCCGCAGGAUGUAUACUGACAUUCAGGAGCCCAUGUUCAGUGCUGCCAGGGAACAGUUUGGAAAUAACCCAUUUUCAGCUCUAAGUGGAGGUUCUGAAUCUGGAGCCCAGCCAUCAAGAACGGAGAACCGUGAGCCUCUGCCUAACCCUUGGGGACCGCCAAACACAUCAACCACCACUGAAAGUGGUACUUCCACAGGAAGUACAAGUUCGACUGGCACCAACCCCUCUGUGUCCAACCCUCUGGGCAUCAAUGCUUCAAGUCUCGGCAAUGGAAUGUUUAACAGCCCAGGGAUGCAGAGCUUACUGCAGCAGAUCUCUGAAAAUCCACAACUCAUGCAAAACAUGAUGUCUGCCCCAUACAUGCGUUCCCUGAUGCAGUCACUGUCUCAAAACCCAGAGGUGGCCUCUCAGGUAUUGAUGAAUAACCCGUUGUUUGCUGGAAACCCACAGCUGCAGGAACAGCUGAGAGCUCAGCUGCCCAUCUUUCUUCAGCAGAUGCAGAAUCCUGAGGCCCUGUCAGUGAUGACUAACCCUCGGGCCAUGCAGGCCUUAAUGCAGAUCCAGCAGGGCCUACAGACACUGCAGACAGAGGCCCCUGGACUUAUGCCCAGUUUAAUGACAGGUGGGAUUCCUGGUGUCCCUUCUGGUGUCCCUUCUGGCGUCCCGCCAGGUGUCCCACCAGCCUCAUCAGGAGGUGGCAUGGCCACAGAAAACCCCGCCUCUUCUCCCAGCAGUGCAGGAACGAACAGUGCCCAGCAGCAGCUGAUGCAACAGAUGCUCCAGAUGUUUGCUGGAGGUGGUGGAGGCGCAAACUCAAUGAGCAUGACCCCGGAGGUUCGGUUUCAGUCCCAACUGGACCAGUUAAGUGCAAUGGGUUUCAUCAACCGUGAGGCCAACCUGCAGGCCCUUAUUGCUACUGGUGGAGACAUCAAUGCCGCUAUUGAGAGACUGCUGGGCUCACAGCCUUCAUAAAGAUUCACAGCCCAUACUGACAUGCACAUGCAUAUACACAACACACUCAGCAUCUACAGAGAAAUCGAGAGAAAAAUCAGUCCAUCCCCAAAACACCACAGAAGAAUCGGGCAGGAUCUUCACCAUCCUCAUUCUGGUCUCUUUACAUCAUUCUUCUUUUUUCUUUGGAAUCAUCCAGAAACUGUCCCAGAGAGGUGUAGAGUCGGACUGAACCACUCUCACACCGAGAGGUGGGAAUGGAGCCAACCCAUCUCCUAUCUUUGGACUACAACCAUUUCUUCCUUUACUUUGUUCCCAUUUCCAAACAGAGUGGAGUGUUGUAUAAGCGCUGAGCUGAUAGAGAUUAGGCAGAAGAUGUGAUUGUGACUGUGUUAAUUACUGCAGCUAGCCACUGUUAGGCAGUAUUUAGCAUAGAUGCAGAUACUGUAGCAAGCUGCAGUGUGGAGAUCUGCUUGUUUGAAAGGAUAAAUAAAACACACAGAGAUGUCAUUUUGAGACAUUUUCAGACUUUACUGAUCUAACUCCUUCAUUUAUGAGAUAAUUUUCCCUCUUCUCUUGAAAUUCUACAAACUGUUCACUAUUUAUUAUACAUGCUUCGGAAAUGACACCCCACACUUUCUUUGAGUUGUAAUCUGUCAUUCCAUAUAAUGUGCCCCCAAGAGGGCACCCAGUGUCUUUCUCUUCUGAGGCACUUUGGCUGUGCCUUUUGUUCUCCCUGCCCAUAGACAAGCUCCAUGAUUGGCAUUCCCUACUUCACUGUUUUCAAAAACAUAACAUAUUCCUAAAGAGUUCACAACUUAUUUAGGACAUCCAAAAUUAUAAAUGUUUUGAGAAUGACCUCAGAAAAAAAGAAAGAAUCUUUCUUUUAAUUUUAAUCUGAUUCUUUAUUUUAUUUUUGUGAGGUGCAGUUAGUACCUAUUACCUAGCAAUUAUUUACAAAUUGUCUCACUUAAAAUAAACAUUGAAAUCAAGUAAGUAUAAUAAUGAAAAAUGUAAAGGUUUAAAAACAAUUCUGGUUUUCAAAAUCAACUUCUAGUUUGGUUUUACUUUUUUUUUUUUUUUCCUCAGCAGUGUAGUUGUGGUAACCUUGGCAACUGCUUCUAUAGCUUUGCUUUGUCUGUUGACCUCAGCUGAUGAGUCCAUCUCCCAAUUGAACAUGUUGAAACUAACUUUUAACAGUACUGUACUAAAAAUAAAACAUGCUCAAAAAUGGCAAA